Messenger RNA from Sapajus apella (tufted capuchin), 683 nucleotides. RefSeq names its product isoaspartyl peptidase/L-asparaginase-like. Gene Ontology annotation, molecular function: hydrolase activity. The transcript is spliced from 2 exons. The coding region runs from base 357 to 668 and encodes 103 amino acids. NCBI's taxonomy places the organism in Eukaryota, Metazoa, Chordata, Mammalia, Primates, Cebidae. The record is from RefSeq and is a predicted model, not a curated record.
CUUGUGCUCUUGUGACCACCCCAGGUGCGAGCAGCAGCACCCUUCGGCAGAGGUAAAUUUGCUUUGCUGAGAGAUCUUUUGUUCCAGUGCUCAUUUCCUUUGUGACUCCGAACUCUCAUUUCCAACAGAAGAGGCAGUCUUCUCCGUGUUGGUCAGGCUGGUCUCGAACUCCUGACCUCAGGUGAUCCGCCUGCCUCGGCCUCCCAAAGUGCUGGGAUUACAGGUGUGAGCCACUGCGCCGGCCCAGCGUUGCUUUUCAAUUUGCAAUUACAAAACCGUGGGACGCCACUUGACGCUUCUCACCACCAAUCCAACCACCCAGCUCCCAGUCUCGUCAGGAGGAAGAAGGUCCCAUCAUGCCACUAGGAAGCUCACACGGGCCAGAAGCCGAGACUCCCGAGAGCGGAUCCGCCGACAUGAAUCCCGUCUUGGUGGUCCACGGCGGAGCUGGCCCCGUCUCCGAGGAUGUGAAGGAGAGAUUGCGCCAGGGCAUCGUCAGAGCCGCCACCGUGGGCUACUGCAUCCUCCGGGAGGGCGGGAGCGCCGUGGACGCUGUGGAGGGAGCUGUGGUCACCCUGGAAGACAAUCCCGAGUUCAACGCAGGUAAAUGUGCCUUUCGGCUAGUAAAUAAUGUCAGUCCGGUCAAGCUCCUCCCUCAUAAUAAAUAAAACCUAUGUAAAGUG